UUUAUUAUUGGUUAGUUAAGUGGCCAUCUUGUAUGGGCGAUAUUAUGAUAGUAUACUGGCUGAGUGUAAUAUAUUGAAAAUCAUUUCAUUAGUAAUAUUAUUAUUAAGAAUUUCAUCUACCAAAUGGAGGCAGUAAUUGCUCCUGAAGAUCACGAAACAAGAACCAUUAUUGACAAGUUGGCAUCUUUUGUUGCUCGAAAUGGCCCUGAGUUUGAGCAAAUGACAAAAGAGAAACAGCGUGAAAAUUCAAAAUUUCAGUUUUUAUUUGGAGGCGAGCAUUAUCAAUAUUACCAAUUCAGAGUAAACGUCGAAAGAGCUACAGUUCUAAAAAAUUCUAUAUCCCACGCUCAACCUAACUGGCAACAACCGAACAUCCUAAAUCAGCAAGUUGGCUCAUUACAAGAACAAAUUCAUCAAAUGGAAGAGAAACAUUUAGAAAAAAUAAAAGAAAGUGAACACAACUUGCAUGCACAAUAUCAGAGUUUAACUCAGCAACAACAGCUUCAAAUCGUCGAACUUAUAGAAAAAUCGGAAGCUGAUCAAUUGAGGGGACGUUGUGAACAAUGCGGGAUAAUGAACAAACAAGCAACGUUCGAAUGCCGUUUACAUUUGAUUUAUUUAAUGAAUGACUUAUUGCAUAGUUGUUUUAAGAAAAAUCCGGAAAAUUCCGAACAUAUAAAGUCAGCAAUUCAGUCAGUACUUGUACCCGCUUUCUGUACUACCUUUCUGUCAUGUUCUAAUGAUGAACAAAAAAUGAAGCUAACUAAGUUGUUAACUAUCUGGAGAAACAAUAAUUACUUUGAUAUUGGAUUCUUGGAUCAAUUAAACGAACCGCAGCAGGCCAUUACAGGAUAUCAAACAUCUUUGAUGACAAGACACAAUGAUAUUGUGAAUACAGUCAGCCAAACUAUCAAUGAACAGUAUAGUAAAUUACAAAGUCAACACCAACAGUACGCUGAACACUUAAAAAAUCAGUUGCAAACAAAGCGAAACGAAUUGGAACACCUACAAUUAGAGUUAACUCAACAGCAGCAACAAAAUAUACCUCAGGUUUCUGUGCCGAUGAGCAUUGCUCAUUCGCAGGUUCCGCCGCCUCUUCCAGUUAUGCACAAUCAGCCAAAUUUGAGUAUACCGCCACCACAGUUUGGUAUAAAUCAACCUCCUGCGAAUAUCAUACAACCAGAUUUCAAUCAGCCGCUUCCAAAUUAUGUAGGACCACCUAGUUUUAACCCAUCCCUUCCCUCACAAGCGUCAAUAAAGCCAGCAACCGCUUUUGAUUAUCAACAUGGUGCAAACCGCACAAAGGCACCCUUGAUUCAAGAUUAUCAUCAUGGCCAAACACCUGUUGGGCCACAAGCUGCUCUACCCGCAAUUGAACUACCUGACCUUAGCAAACCACCACCAGGAUUUCCAAGUAUACCUCAAAAUCCAGGUCCUAAGACUGCAGCUGCCGCACCACCACCAUUCGGUCCUGAUUCAGCACUGAUUCCAACUGUUCCCUAUCAUGAGUUGCCAGCUGGCCUUAUGGUACCGUUAAUACAGUUGGAAGACAGUGAAUAUAGCCCUUUAGACCCAUCAGCUAUUAGAUUACCACCACCUGUACCUCCAAGUGAAAAGUUAAUAGCUGCUAUAGAAGCUUAUUACGCUCCUCCUAACCACGAUAAACCUCGGGAUAGUGAUGGAUGGGAAAAGUUAGGCCUUUACGAAUUUUACAAGUCAAAGAAAAAUGCCCGAGAGGCUCAGGGUUUUGACGUUUCAUCAAAUGGUCAGCGCUCAAAUUCACAUUCACCAAAAAGGUUAAGAUAUAGAUCCAGAUCUCGCACUCCCAAACAUCGAUUCAGAUCUCCCACACGCAGUAGGACAUCUUCAGAAUCUCCAGAAUAUGUGAAGUCAAGAUCUCGGUCUCCUGCUGCAAAGAGAUCUAGAAGUCGAAGCGUUACGCCUCCGUGGAAAGUAGCAGUUAGCUCAGCAUCUGCGGAUCGUCGGCUGGAGGAUAACAAUCGUGGUUUCAAUCUGAUGAGAAAGAUGGGCUGGUCUGGAGAACGGGGGCUUGGUGUCUCAGAACAAGGUAUCACAGAUCCCUUAGAAGGUGGCGAAGUCAGGGAUAGAAAUGAUUUAUAUAAAGGGGUUGGCGUCCCGACUCGUUCGUCAGAUCCUUUUGAAGCUUUUCGAAAAAACCGUAGUAGUAGAUAUUCACAAAGCUUCAAGGAAAAACGUGCAGCAAGAAAAGCAGAGACUGGUAUGGACUAA
Messenger RNA from Dimorphilus gyrociliatus, 2250 nucleotides. The record is from the annotation of a GenBank genome assembly. Lineage: Eukaryota; Metazoa; Annelida; Polychaeta; Dinophilidae.